Lepisosteus oculatus (spotted gar) is the source of this 3597-nucleotide messenger RNA. RefSeq names its product deoxynucleotidyltransferase, terminal, interacting protein 2 (gene dnttip2). Gene Ontology annotation, biological process: RNA processing. Gene Ontology annotation, cellular component: nucleolus. Gene Ontology annotation, molecular function: RNA binding. NCBI's taxonomy places the organism in Eukaryota, Metazoa, Chordata, Actinopteri, Semionotiformes, Lepisosteidae. The record is from RefSeq and is a predicted model, not a curated record.
GAACGGAAGUUGGAGUUGGUUUAGAAGGUGUUGAGUGAGAAAGCAACAUGGUUGCUACUAGAAGAGGAGCAAGCGUGGAGUCUCCAGACAGGACCAAAGCAGAAAAAUCUCUUAAAACGGAUUCCUCCCCGACUCGUGUUCUUACUAGGACCAGAAGAACCACAGCGACAAAAACUGAGUCGCACUCAGAGGAUGCCUGUGACUUGCAACACGAAGAGGCCGAAGACAUGGAUUCUACCACUCGCACAGAGGAGGUUCAGAGCUCAGCUGUCAAGAGGAUCACGAGAUCAACAAGCCGGCAGACCAGGACUGUACAGCAGGUGGAAUCCUUGAAUGAGGUUGAGAUUUCCGAGGCAGAGUCCUGCUGUUCCAAUGUGUCCAGUGGACGUGUAACUCGCAGCCGGAGGACUCCGGCUGUGGCCCGAGCUAAAUCUGCCUUGAGGGCAGAUGAUGAUGAUGAUGAUGAUGAUGAUGGCGGCUCUGAGGCAGAGUCGUGCUCUUCUUCUAUUUCCACAGCUGGUCGUAGAACAUCCAGGAGCCUAAGAGGCAGAAUGGCACCACUGCACAAGCCCGUGACUAAGCUUGCAAAUUCAGAAACUGAAAAUUCAGAGGCAGAAUCCUGUUGUUCAGAUAUGUCUGGAGCGCGAGCUUUUGGCGCGCAAAGAUCAACAAGGAGCCGGAGUUGCGCAGCUCCUCCUUGCACUCCAUCCAAGUCUCAGACAGAGGACAAGGAGCCUUCGGAAGCUGAGACCCAUGCCACCAGUUUAUCAAGUCUUCAGGGCUCUGCAGUCCGUAGGUCGGCAAGAAAAAGGCAGGAGAGGACCACUGUUCCAGCCUCCACAGUUCCUAAGAAGAAGGCUGAAGCUUCCAGUGCUUCUCCGUUAUCUAGCUCCAGCAGACGAGCACUCAGAGCAAAAACUCAGUCUGUCAGCGAGUCACAGAGUAGUGGGUGCAACAAGGCUGUCCCUGGGCCUAUCGGAAGUCAAGACAGGUUCACCUAUAGUCAGGCUGAAUCCAAAACCACAGAAGAGGUAACCAUUAUAUCGGAUACGGAAUCAGAAGAUUCCCUAACUUGCACUGGUCCUCCGAGUCAAAAGAAUGAUGCAAAACAGGAAGUGGCGACCAAGUUCGCCAACAGCUCUCGCACAGGAUCAGGGAGCAGUCGCCAUGCAGCGUCACCCUUGGAGGCCAUUGCUGAAGAAAGGGCAAAGACCUUUCAGUCUCCUGCUGCUGUUCCCAAAGAGAGCGAAAAGAGGCUGCAGCCUGAGAGCUCCCUCCCAGAAAUAUCCAAGGACUCCCAGAGUUCUAGCCUUCUUGGCUCCCAGCCCGUCUGUCCAUCUGAAGAGCUGACCACAUCUAAAACCAACAUUGAAGAGACUGAAGGGGAAGAAACCAUGGACGUGGCCCUCAGUGAGUCCUCAAUUUGUGAGAUGGAAAAGACCAUGGCGAAGAGAGGGUCUGUUGCAAAACUGGAUCCUGUGGAAGGGAAGAAAGACUCAAGUGGACAGUGCAGCACUGCACCGCAGGAAUCACAGUUCAUCAGUUUGCUGCUGAGUAGUGACGAUGAGAAUGAUGGCGAUGAGAGCAAGGAGCUAGAUUUUGCUUCUGGUGAUGAUGAUGAUGAUGAAGAUGAAGUUUCUCAAGGAGAGAACCAGGCAGCCCUAUCUAAAUCCCCUCUGGAUGAUGGACUGUUUGUUAUAGACACUCAGCCUGGACUGCAGCCUGAUAAAAAGUAUUACUUGGAUACCAAAGGUAUAUGUGAAACAAGAGAGAGCGAAGAGGAGGAGGAGGAAUACAGUGACGAAGAAGCAGAUGAGGGUAAAGAUGCUGAGGAAUUUAUUGAUGAAGAAGAUGAGGAUACUGCAAUUCUUUUGAAAAGUAAAAAGCCCCCCCUGAUAGAGUUGUCUAGUAGCAUUGACCCAGGACUGAAUAUGAAACAAACUGGGGGACUGUACAUCAGUCUUGAUGGUGGGAAAAUUAAGAGUGGCCCUAGUGCUCUGCAAAAACUGAAGGAGAAGAAGAAAAAAGAUGAGCUACUGAGGAAGAGUGUGAUCACUCCAGAUUUUGAAAAGAAAGAUGCUGUACCUCCAUACCUAGAGUCAAAGGACCAACUGAAGAAGAAACGCAGAGAGGAGAGAGCAAAGACUACAGGGGACAGCUGGUAUAAUAUGAAGGCCCCUGAACUGACGGAGGAGUUAAAGAACGACCUGAAAGCCCUGAAAAUGAGAUCAGCUCUGGAUCCCAAAAGGUUUUACAAGAAGAAUGACCGGGAGGGAUUCCCCAAGUAUUUCCAGGUUGGAACAGUAGUGGACGACCCUGUGGAUUUCUAUCAUGCACGGAUCCCUAAGAAACAGAGGAAGAGGACUAUUGUUGAGGAAUUAAUUGCUGAUGCUGAAUUCAGAAGUUACAAUAAGAAGAAGUACAAGCAGAUCCUGGCAGAGAGAGCAGCCCUGGCAGCUGGCAAGAAGAAUCGCAAGAAAAACAAAUUUCACAAGAAGUGAAACUGUGUACUUGAAGUUGGGCACCAGAUCCCCCUUUCUGUCUAUGUCAUUUUUAAAUAAACAAAGGACUAUGAAGAGUAUUUUUAGGUAUUUAUGCAUAUAUCUGCUAUUUUAUCAGUCAUUGGUAUAUGAGUAUUACUCAAUUUAAAUAGGGAUCUAAAGUGUGUGGAAAACUAUAUUUCUAGUAUUUCAAAUGAAUAGAUGGCAGAAAAUGUGCAUCUUCAUCAUUAGUCACAAAUUGUCACACAUAUUUAGACUGUUUUACUGGUUACCUAAAAAAUCUGCUGGGUUGGUGCUCUCCUCAGCCACAGUUGGACCUUGGGCUAAAUCUUUUCUAACUGAUUUUUUAUUGUCAUAGAAAACACCUUAAUAAACCAUUGCCAUCAUGCUGUCUUGCUGUGUGAAGAGCUGCAUCAAUUAAGAGACACUUGAUUUAAUUACAGGUUUUCAUGAUGUUGCUGAGAUCAUGUGUCCAUUCCUAAGGAGUGUUCAAUGGAGGUCUGAUAGCUUUUACAGUUUCUAGAUUUGUAUGCUAACCCAAUCCACUGCAGCCAGUGAAUGGUGCUGCUGAUGACUGUCAGCUAUAGACAGCUGAUUGUAUGGAAUUGGUUUGGUACAGGGAAGAGGGUUUUAGUGGGAUGUGACUUUUGGACAUUCCUGACCACUCUCUGGAAUUAUUCUCCCCUUUCUACUCUGGAGUUCCCAUUCCUGCAAGUGGGAAUACCUACUGUUUUUUUUCCCCACCUACACACUUUACUUUUAUCCUUCGAAGUUAAACGUCAUUAUGCAUGAGACUAAAAGGCAAAGUUCAAAUCUGGAUAGUAACUGAAAACAGUUCAAAUGAAUUCUGUUACUAGGUCAAUUUAGGAGUUCAGUUAAAUCACAGAGAGUUCAACUGGAACAAAAAAAACAGCAGGGGUCAUUUCCCCAGGUCAAGGGGAGAAGAACCCCUGUCUUAGUGAGAAAUAAAACCCCUGUCUUGUGACUGAAGAAAAUAUACUGUAUGGUACUCUCUGUCCUUUCUGUAUGCGCAGAGCCUCAUGGCAAAAAUUACACUGUUGAAUCCUGAAAUGGCUAUAAAAAACUGAAUUUUGAA